UUAUUAUGAUAUCACUACUACGUUGCUGAGCCAGACACAGCAGGACUGCACAAAUAUUUUGUGUUAAGAUAGCAAGUAGUAGAAGCUGCACAUCCAAACCACUUUGCCGCUAAUAGCGCAGUAAAUGUGAGAGUACAAUGCCACUCAAUCACUAGUCACUAGUUAAUUAAACAGAUCAAAUGUUUAGCACUGUCACACCAAGAAAAUGCACUGAGAAUACAAUUUCAACUGGUGACCAGUUAGACCUCACCUGAUCUCAUUUCUAUCACCACAUUUAUACCUUCAUAGUAGUUAGGUACCGCUACUCAAAAAAAGAGGAGCUGAUUGAAUCUUGAACAAUUCGCAGUUUGAAUCCCAAAACACAAACAUUUGUGUUCCUUUAUUAUGAUGGGUUGAAUGAAGGGCACAGCAGGACUGCACAAAUAUUUGUGUUAAGAUAGCAAGUAGUAGAGACUGAACAUCUAAACCGCUUUACAACAAAUAGCCCAGUAAAACUGAGAGAACGAUGCCCCUCGAUCACUAGUUAAACAGAUUUAAUCUUUAGCACUACUAACUAAGUACGCUACACUAGUGUCAAAAAACGUCUUACAUUAUGGGACGGAGGGAGUAACUAUCACACCCGGAAGAGGCGCCGAGAAUAGAAGUUCCAAUUGGUGAUCAGUUCGACCUCACCUGAUCUCAUUUCUAUCACUACAUUUAUGACACGAUAUGACAAUAUCAAUAGUAUCUAUAUGAUGUUAAAUUUGAGUCAUUCAUUUCCCUCAUAUAUUGUGAGAUAUGAUUCAUGCAGGGUAUAGAAAAACAAUCAUAGUGCAUUGAUCGUUGCGUAUCAGCAAGCACGUAUCUGGCCUCCCCGGUCGUACUGCAUUUAUUUGGCACAAAAUAGAUCUCUUGUAUCGUAUGCUACUUCAUACGCUAGAUCUCCAAGUGAUUAACUUUUGCACCAUAAAGGUUGCAGCACAUUGAUCACUCAUGCUGUAUAAAUGAAGAACACCGGGUGAUGGCCGGACAGAGACUCCAUCGCCAUCGCCUUCCUCAGUCGUGUAGGUUUACCUAGCUUCAGCAAUGCCGUCCUUGACCAAUCUCAUCAUACUAGUACCACUUCUCUUCCUUGCCACCCUCUCUCCUACACCUUCACUGUGCUAUAUCAGUCCAGCUGCCACAAGGGUACAACAGGGUUCUACAGGAACCUCUGAUUACCGCACUUACAUCGUGCUCGUCGAUCCACCUCCCUCAAGUGCCGGCGAAGUCGGGCAUCGUCGGUGGUAUGAGACUUUCUUACCGAGCUCUCACAUCGGCGAAUCUGGAGAGCCGCGUCUCCUCCACACCUACACCGAAGUGUUCAGCGGCUUCACGGCGAGGCUCACUGAUGCCGAGCUCGACGAGAUGGCCAAGAAGCCAGGGUUCGUGCGCGCGUUCCCAGACCGGAUGCUGCAACUCAUGACCACGCACACGCCGGAGUUCCUCGGGCUGAGGAGUGGCACCGGGUUUUGGAGCGACACACGCUACGGGAAGGGAGUGAUCGUCGGGCUCCUCGACUCCGGAAUCUAUGCAGCACACCCUUCGUUCGACGAUCAUGGCAUCCCACCACCCCCGACAAAGUGGAAAGGCUCGUGCAGGGAGGUCAGGUGCAACAACAAGCUCAUCGGUGCCAAAUCAUUCAUUGCCGGUGAUGACCGCCCAUUUGAUUUUGCGGGGCACGGAACACACACCUCAUCCACUGCCGCUGGGAACUUUGUUACCAAUGCGUCCUACCAUGGCGUAGGCAUGGGCACUGCUUCCGGAAUUGCUCCAGGUGCCCACAUCGCCAUGUACAAAGUGUGCACUGGGAUUGGCUGUGAAGAAUCUGCCAUAGUGGCUGGCCUGGACGCGGCCAUCAAGGAUGGGGUGGACGUGCUCUCGCUGUCCCUCGGCGGUCCCACCAGUGUGAGCUUCGACAAGGAUCCCAUCGCCAUCGGCGCGUUCAGCGCGAUAUCCAAGGGUAUCAUUGUGGUGUGCGCGGCUGGCAACCAUGGUCCCACUCCACGGUCGGUCAUCAACGACGCACCGUGGUUGCUCACGGUCGCUGCCGGCUCGGUGGAUCGGAGAUUCGACGCUGGUGUUCAUCUCGGCAAUGGGUUGCGCUUAAAUGGAGAAGCGCUUACCCAGGUGAAAAUGCCAACCUCAAAGUCGUAUCCUCUCCUCUACUCCGAGGAAAAUCGUUUCUGCGGGAACCAGGAUCACGUUCCCAUCACCGGGAAAAUCGUGGUAUGCCAAGCCAUGACACCGAUGCCUCAGUAUUCAACCAUUCGCAGCAUAAUGGAUGCUGGAGCGGCCGGCGUGGUACUGUUCAAUGAUGAAGCCGAUGGCUACUCCAUUCUUCUUCAGGAUUACUACUCGAGAGUGGUGCAGGUGGCCACAGCUGAUGGCAUUGCUAUCACAGGUUAUGCGAAGUCGGCAGCGAGCAAAGCCGUGGCCACUUUCACAUACAACAACACAAUGAUUGGUGUUCAUCCAAACCCGAUCGUGGCGUCGUUCUCUUCACGGGGUCCAAGCCCUAUCUCCCCGGGCGUGCUCAAGCCGGACAUUCUGGCUCCCGGGCUCAACAUCCUCGCCGCAUGGCUGCAAGAACCAAAAUCUGCAUCGAGGCCUUUCAAUAUCAUAUCAGGUACAUCCAUGGCAACACCACAUCUCAGCGGUGUCGCGGCGCUCAUCAAAAGCUUGCAUCUCGACUGGUCACCGGCUGCCAUCAAGUCGGCCAUCCUGACAACGUCGGACACCUUCAACAACAUCGGUGGCCCGAUAUUGAAUGAGAGGCAUGGUAAAGCCGGUGCGUACGAUAGAGGCGCCGGCCAUGUGAACCCGGCGAGAGCCGCCGAUCCUGGUCUGGUGUACGAUCUCGGCGUAACUGAUUACGCGGGCUACAUCUGCUGGCUCCUUGGCAACAAAGGCUUGGUGACAAUCGUGCACAACUCGAGCUUGACCUGUGAGAAGCUGCCCAAGGUCAAGGACGUCCAGCUCAACUAUCCAACUAUAACUGUGCCAUUUAGAUCAACGCCGUUCAUCGUGAACCGAACAGUGACAAACGUUGGGCCAGCGACAUCGACAUACAGGGUGAAGGUGGACACGCCCAAGUCGAUGAUGGUGCGUGUUUCUCCGGAGACGCUGGUGUUCUCCAAGGCCCGGGAGAAGAAGACAUUUAGCGUGUCGGUCAGCAGCCACCACAUGGAUGAACAAGAAUCCAUGGAGGGAAGCCUGAGCUGGGUGUCCGAGAAACACGUGGUGAGGAGCCCGAUCGUCGUCGCCCUUCGAGUCGGCGGUCCUACUCCCCUGCGAUCACCAUGAAUGACAUUUGUGCUGUUAGGUUAGUGGAUGUUUUCAUCUGUCUCUGUUUAAUCAGAUCAAAUGUAUCGUCU
Molecule: messenger RNA, 3395 nt
Organism: Triticum aestivum (bread wheat)
Lineage: Eukaryota; Viridiplantae; Streptophyta; Magnoliopsida; Poales; Poaceae
Product: subtilisin-like protease
Exons: 1
Coding region: 1066-3324 (752 amino acids)
Biological process (GO): proteolysis
Molecular function (GO): serine-type endopeptidase activity
Source: RefSeq, a predicted model, not a curated record